Messenger RNA from Paracoccidioides brasiliensis Pb18, 1434 nucleotides. RefSeq names its product H(+)-transporting V1 sector ATPase subunit H. The record is from RefSeq and is a predicted model, not a curated record. Gene Ontology annotation, molecular function: proton-transporting ATPase activity, rotational mechanism. The transcript is spliced from 3 exons. Gene Ontology annotation, cellular component: fungal-type vacuole membrane; vacuolar proton-transporting V-type ATPase, V1 domain. Gene Ontology annotation, biological process: proton transmembrane transport. Bases 1 to 1434 code for a protein of 477 amino acids.
AUGUCUUUGGACCUGCCUACAUAUCUUAGUUCCCUGCAGAGCAACAUCCGUGCCCGGCCCAUACCUUGGGAGGGCGCUGUUCGAGCUGGGAACAUCACCGAAGACCAGCUCAAGCGCAUCAAAGCCGUCGACAAGGUGCGCAGGGAGCCACGACAGAAAACAGUCCAGAAUGAUUUGAAGGCUUAUACAACUCUGCUUGUCGGAGGCAGUGGUGGGAAGAGCAUACUGGAGGCAGCGUCGAGACGGACGGAUAUAGUACAAUACAUUCUGGUCCUGGCGGCGGACCUGAUCAAUGAUGUCCCCGCUUUAGCGUCCGCCUUGGUCCAAGAACCAGACCGUUACCGACAUUACCUACCUCUCCUGCAGCACUCCUCGAACCCAGAGGACCCCAUACCCCUCCUCGCGUCAGCUUUCUUGACAAGCCUUGUGUCAACCUCUCUGAUGUCAAAUUCGAAAACUACGUUACCCGAUUCAGAAGCGCUUCCUCGACUCUACUCAUACCUCGCAACACUGACGAAAAGCCAAGAUACGGGGUUACAGGAUAUUGGCGUUCAGCAAUAUUCAGCAUUGCUGAGAACUAAGCGAUCAAGAGAGGUCUUUUGGAGUCAGAAGGAAGCAACUAUUGAACCACUGAUGGACGUACUCAGGGCCGCUGCGGGAUCAAAGGAUAAUGGUUCAUCCACACUAGGUGGAUCGUCAAGCACACGCAACAUCGAGUCAGGUAUUGGUGGAGGAGUGGGGCUACAGCUCUUAUAUCACAUCCUCCUCGUGAUCUGGCAGUUGAGCUUCGAGGGAAGCUUAGUUGGUGAGGAACUUGAAUCUGAACAAGAUAUCCUGACUCUAUACACCCAACUACUCCGCCUUUCGCCAAAGGAAAAGACAACUCGCCUCCUCCUCUCAACCCUCUACAAUCUCCUCUCCGCCAACCGCAUGAUUCUCCUACCAAUCGCCGUAUUUCUCCGCCUCCCAGCUCUCCUCAGUAAUCUCAGCAGCCGCCACUUGACAGAUCCAGAUUUACUCGAGGACCUCAACGCCCUCAUAGGCAUGCUGGAGGAGUACACGAAGACGCAGACAACCUUUGACGAAUACGCCGCAGAGGUGCAAACGGGCCAUCUCCGCUGGUCCCCACCGCACCGCAGCGCAACCUUCUGGCGGGAGAAUGCACGCCGCAUCCUCGACGAAGACCGCGGGCAGCUCCCCAAGAAGCUGGCUGAGAUAUUGUCGAAGAACUGGGAGGCAGAUAAACAGGUUUUGGCUAUUGCGUGUAACGAUGUGGGUUGUCUGGUGAAGGAGUUGCCAGAGAGACGACAGCAGCUAGAGAGACUGGGGCUCAAGACAAGGGUGAUGGAGUUGAUGGCUGAUCCGGAUGAGACGGUUAGGUGGGAGAGUUUGAAGGCGGUUGGGGAGUGGUUGAGGUAUUCUUUUGACAGAUAG